Arabidopsis thaliana (thale cress) is the source of this 868-nucleotide messenger RNA. RefSeq names its product Cystatin/monellin superfamily protein. The transcript has 6 exons. Bases 3 to 587 code for a protein of 194 amino acids. The record is from RefSeq and is marked reviewed. NCBI's taxonomy places the organism in Eukaryota, Viridiplantae, Streptophyta, Magnoliopsida, Brassicales, Brassicaceae.
CGAUGGGGGAGGUUCAUAUAGACGGUAGGUCUCCAAUGCCGGGACGUGUGUAUCUGUGUUACGAGGUUGGUUCGUUUCCUGUGAAUUUGAUUCCUCCGCAUAUACGAUGGGACGAGAAGAAAGAGCCUAUGUACACGAGACAUGAAGAGUGUGUUAUGAUGAGAAGACAAGUGAAGAAGAGCAAGGGUUUUGACAUCGAUUUCACACAGUUUCGCUCUGUGUUCAAUUACCGCCCUGUUGAUUUAGACGAUUUAGACUAUAAAGAGUAUUCUUUGGCAACAGAAACCACUACGGAGUUACUCAAGAGGCUGUCUCAAAACUCCCUUAAGAACUACAAUUCAGAAUUGUUUACAGAAUAUGAAUUUCUCAAGGUUGUCAAAGCCAAUACUUACAUGUGUACUGGGCCUGGUAGAAUGUAUUUCAUAACCUUUGAGGUUAGAGAUCCUUACGAUAACCUGCUAAAGCUCUUUCAAACUAGGGUCCGCCAUGAUUAUGAUGUUACGGAUGACUACAUAUUAUGCAGACCAAAGCCCUAUCAGAAAGUCAAAUGCGUUGGAUCUUCCAAGACACAUAAAAGCUUGGCAUAGGACCUUAUGCGAUAUCCAAUGUGGUUUUCUUGGUGAGCAGUGAGCUAAAUUAGUGUUCAUAGUUUAUGGUAGAAUUGUUCACUUAUACUAGAGUACAUGUGGCGCUCUAAGAUAUCAUGUCUUGGGAUACAUUCGGACUAAGCUUCACCGAUGUUCACCUAUACUAAUCCGCAAAAGUAAUUGUUUCCGUAUAAUAUAUAGCCAGCUUUUGGAUUGAUCAUAGAUUUGUAGCAAAAUCCUGUUUUUGUUUCUUAUAUUCUAGAAUGAUUUUGAAAUUGGUU